Molecule: messenger RNA, 738 nt
Organism: Prorocentrum cordatum
Lineage: Eukaryota; Dinophyceae; Prorocentrales; Prorocentraceae
Source: the annotation of a GenBank genome assembly
AUGAAUGUCGUUACUGGCGUAUUCGUACAGACCGCCUUGCAGAGCGCCGAGAAAGGGGAGGACUCCUUGAUCGAGGAGCGGAUCAUCGCCCUCUUCCCUUCGACGGAUAAGCUCUCGUUGGACCACAAGGGCGGCCGAGCCCUGAUCACCCUGAAGGAGAUCCAGGCCAGGCUGGAGGACCCUCAGGUCGAGAGGGACUUGAAGGCCAUAAACGUGAGCCGGAGCGAGGCGGAGUAUAUCUUCGAGCUCCUCGACGUGAACGAUUGUGGCGAGAUCGGCGUGGAGGACUUCGUGGCCGCCUGCAUCCGCCUGCACGGCGGGGCCAAGUCCAUCGACGUGCUCACCGUGAUGCAGGAGAGCCGGCACAGCUGCAGGAAGCUGGAGGAGGUGUCUGCCUCGAGGCUCGAGCUGGCAGACAGCGUGGGCCUCUUGCACGAGGGACAGCGACAGCUCGCCAGCGCCCUGGAGGAGCAGCGGCGGGGCCCACAGCCGGCAGGGUGGGCGGGCGAUGCGGAGGCCUGCCGCACCCUCGACAGGCUGGAGGAGCAGCUGCGCUCGGUGGAGGACGCGGUGCAGUCGGUGCUGCAGAGGAGCAGCGACGUCCGCCUUCUCGAGGCGCUGGUGGAGACCUUCGUGGCCGGCGGGUGCCAGCAGGCCGGCACUGGAGGUUCCGAGGCCCCCAGCAAGGCCGCCCAGCCUGGCCUUCGGGGUUGCGACGAGGAGGUCCGGGGAGCCUGA